GCUGAACCUUUUGCAUAUUAAUGUUCUAAACACGCUGCUCCUGUCAUUGAGUCAAGCCUCCCACAAGUUCUUGGUAUUCUGUCCCUCCCCCUUUGUUGUAGGAGGGUCGUUUUGCGCCCCAGUUUGCGCUAUUCCUGCUUGACCGACUCCCCUCCGUUUACGGAGCCCAUAUAUCCUUCAAAAAAACGAUGUCGACAACAACGGGAGCGUUCCUUGCAGGCGGUAUUGCAGCAUGCGGAGCAGUCACAGUGACACACAGCUUUGAGACUGUGAAGAUUCGCCUACAACUGCAAGGCGAGCUGCAGGCAAAGUCUGAGGCCGUCAAGAAAUACAAGGGUGUGCUACACGGUAUCAAGGUUAUCCUACAGAAUGAGGGUCCCCGCGGCUUGUUUCGAGGAAUUGGCUCUGCGUAUAUUUACCAAGUUUUGCUCAAUGGCUGCCGUCUGGGUUUCUACGAGCCCAUCCGUAACGGGUUGACCACCGCCAUUUACCAAGACUCCCGGGUCCAGUCGCUUGGUAUUAACGUCUUCUCUGGUGCCACGUCCGGUAUCAUCGGAGCCGCGGCAGGCUCUCCAUUCUUCCUCGUUAAAACACGCCUUCAGUCGUUUUCGCCGUUCCUCCCUGUGGGUACGCAACACCAGUACCGGAAUUCUUUCGAUGGCUUGCGCAAAAUCUAUACCUCUGAGGGAGUGGGUGGAUUGUAUCGAGGAGUUGGAGCGGCCAUGGUGCGAACUGGCUUUGGUAGCUCUGUUCAGCUGCCCACCUACUUCUUUGCCAAGCGACGCUUGAUGAAGCACUUUGGAAUGGAAGACGGUCCUGGUCUUCACCUGGCUAGCAGUACCGCUUCCGGCUUCGUUGUCUGCUGUGUUAUGCACCCUCCUGACACUAUCAUGUCGAGAAUGUAUAACCAAACCGGUAAUCUUUACCAGGGAGUGUUCGAUUGUCUGUCGAAAACGAUUAGAACAGAGGGUAUUCUCGCGAUCUACAAGGGCUACUUUGCUCAUCUGGCUCGUAUCUUACCUCAUACUAUCUUGACUCUCAGCUUGGCUGAACAGACGAAUAAAUACAUGCGCACACUAGAGGACCGAUUCCUCUCGGACUCACUGAAGGCGCGGAUUUAAAUAAAAUCACCCGCAACAAAAACAUUGACACGCACAAGGAUUCGGCUCGAAGUGUCGCAAAAGAUACUGGGAUUUUAUAAAUGGCAAUGGUUUUUGCGCGGUUUGAUCAGGUAGAGCAUUUCGCAAGCUUGGCGCCUUGGGAAUGUAUGUAUAUAGAAGGCGUUUGUUUGAUAUUGGGUCGCCCGCCAUCUGAUGGAUUUUUUUUUUGUAAAUAUGAGUUGGUUAAUAAGGCAUUCAAAGAUGCGCAUUAA
Aspergillus ochraceoroseus IBT 24754 is the source of this 1372-nucleotide messenger RNA. RefSeq names its product putative mitochondrial oxaloacetate transporter (Oac). NCBI's taxonomy places the organism in Eukaryota, Fungi, Ascomycota, Eurotiomycetes, Eurotiales, Aspergillaceae. The transcript is spliced from 6 exons. The record is from RefSeq and is a predicted model, not a curated record. Bases 189 to 1121 code for a protein of 310 amino acids.